Owenia fusiformis is the source of this 461-nucleotide messenger RNA. The record is from the annotation of a GenBank genome assembly. NCBI's taxonomy places the organism in Eukaryota, Metazoa, Annelida, Polychaeta, Sabellida, Oweniidae.
CUGUUCUUAAAGAAUAAACACCUAGAAGAUGAAGUGAAAGAACACCUAUUCUUUAAGAAUGAACACCAAGAAGAUGAAGUAAAGGAACACCUGAUCUUAAAGAAUGAACACCUAGAAGAUGAAGUGAAAGAACACCUAUUCUUUAAGAAUGAACACCAAGAAGAUGAAGUAAAGGAACAUCUGAUCUUAAAGAAUGAACACCUAGAAGAUGAAGUGAAACACCUGUUCUUAAAGAAUAAACACCAAGAAGAUGAAGUGAAACACCUGUUCUUAAAGAAUAAACACCAAGAAGAUGAAGUGAAAGAACACCUAUUCUUUAAGAAUGAACACCAAUAAGAUGAACUAAAGGAACACCUAUUCUUUAAGAAUGAACACCAAGAAGAUGAAGUGAAACACCUGUUCUUAAAGAAUAAACACCAAGAAGAUGAAGUGAAGGAACCCCUGUUCUUAAAGAAUGAACA